Messenger RNA from Camellia sinensis, 1633 nucleotides. RefSeq names its product MOB kinase activator-like 1A. NCBI's taxonomy places the organism in Eukaryota, Viridiplantae, Streptophyta, Magnoliopsida, Ericales, Theaceae. The record is from RefSeq and is a predicted model, not a curated record.
CAGGAAAAAAAAAAAAAGGCCUAAACUGCCUAGAAUUUAAUUGAAUGAAGAAUCUAAUACCUAAUUUGCCUCAACUUUUUUAACUCUCUUGAAAGUAAACCAUUUGUUUCAGAAAUACAAUUUUUUUAUGCAAUAUAUGCAUAUUUUUGUACAUUGGUGUGCGUUCAUAUCCAUGGUCAUACAUUUUUUUAUCAAUUGCAAUUAUUGUUAGCAUAUUUUUAAUUUGAUUUUUUGUGGCUGCAGCUGUUGACUUCUUCAAUCAAGUGAACAUUCUGUAUGGCACUCUUACAGAAUUCUGCACUGCAUCAAGCUGUCCAUUAAUGACAGCAGGACCAAAGUAUCUUUCUUCAGUCCUCCUAAGAAUUGUCUUUCUUGUUUUAUUGACGGAAUGUUUGGUGUAGCUUUGCUUGAUGUUAAGCUCUACAGGUGAUAUACUUGUGGGGAAAAAAAAGAAAUGUUCUUGCGACACUCUUUUCUUUAAUUAGUGCGACUCUCUCUCUCUCUUGGACUACAAAGACAUGGAAAAUAACUUUAAAACUGUUGGGAUAGAAAUUUUGGUUUCUUUGAAAGUUCCAAGUGCUCUGAUUGUAACAUUACAUAUUUUAUUGUAUUUGGAAUUGCAUAUAAUAUUCUGCAUUUACCACUAGAGGGAUAUUAAGUCUAAAUGGUAAAAAUGUUUUGGAAAGUCACUUGUAUUAAGGGAUGGGAAUAUAUAGGAUAUUGUAACCAAAGAUGGUAUGGAAUUAGUUGGUACAAGUUUAUAUGAAGGUAUCUGCCGGUGCAAAUCAAAUUUAAUUAAUGAGGUUUAAAACCAUGCCAACAUGUCUAAUGAAUCAGAUAUCAUGAUAGGGAAAAGAAAGGGCCAAGAAAGGGCAAGGAAAAGGCCAAGAAAGUAGUCAGAGAUCAUUAUGUGGAACUAAUCAACAAAGUUUAGUUAAUUGUUACUUAUUGAAACAUGCUAGUUAAGUUGAUUGUCAGGAUGAUACAAUUUCAGAUCUGCUUUAAGCAUGUACAUUUGUUUAUAAUUAGAUUAUGUCUGAAUUAUGAUGCAUUCAAAUUGCAAAUCUUCAAUUUUGCCUCCUCACAGAUACGAGUAUAGAUGGGCUGAUGGAGUUACUAUAAAGAAACCCAUAGAGGUGUCUGCUUCUAAAUAUGUAGAGUAUUUGAUGGACUGGAUUGAGGCUCAGCUCGAUGAUAAAUCAUUUUUUCCUCAAAAGUGGGGGGCAUCAUUUCCACCGAAUUUUCAGGAUGUUGUUAAGACAAUAUUCAAGCGAUUGUUCCAUGUGUAUGCGCACAUCUAUCACACACAUUUUGAGAAGAUUGUGAGUCUAAAGGAAGAAGCUCAUCUUAAUACUUGUUUCAAGCAUUUUGUUCUUUUUACAUGGGAAUUCCAGUUUAUUGAUAAUGGGGAGCUUGCACCCCUGUACGAGCUUGUUGAGUCUAUCUUACAGUUCUUUUUUUAAAUUUAUUUUGUAUUGGGGAAACGCAUUGUGAGCUUUUGUUUCGCAUCUCAUGCAGCCUUUUGAAUUCUUCUCUAUUUUUAUAUUUUUGUAAUGGAUGCAGUCUCCUGAGCUUCCGUUUGGUUUAGUUUGUAUAAAGAGUUUUGAGUUUUGAAUUAUAUUUUGAAAGAUAA